GCUUGUAAUUUGUAUCGUUAAUAAAGAAUCUUAGAAAUAAUAAAUAUAAAAAAUAGAAUAUUAUAAUCUAAUGAAGAUGACUUUGAAACAAUCUGAAAAUUUACAAUCUAACGAUAAAAUUGAUUAUUCAGAAGAAAUAAUCAAAGAAUUAUUUGGCGUAGAGCUUCCGGCCGAUUGGAAUGACUUGAAGAGAGAUGAAAAGAGUGAAUUGACAUAUCAAUGGGUACGUGAUGCAUUUCCGAAUGUACCAGAAUCACUAGUUCCAAUGACAGCCGGUUUGUCAGUAGACGGUGACUCUGGAAAAUCAACGGAAGAAAUACCCGCUUGGUUAGACCGCGAGAAAUUCGCGCGCGGUCAAAAAUUCGCUCAGGACAAUGUUUUAGGAUUAUUUUUCUCUGUACUUUUAACUUUGUUUGCAUCUGUUUCAUUUGAAGAAGGUCUCAAGCCUUUGGUUGCCACUGGAAAAUCAUCAGAUCCUUAUGGAGCAUUUAAAAGAUAUCUGUCGACUAGUAUUCGAAUAAGAAACUGGUAUACUAGCGAUCCUUGGACAAAAGGCACACCAGCAUAUAACGACUUGAGAGCAGUACGACGAAUUCACACAAUCAUUCGUGCGAAUGCAAACUCAAUGUCUGAUGAAGAACUGACAAAGGCUGCGACGAUUGAAAAUUCAUUUUCACCGACGAGAAAUACUUUAUUACAAGAUUUUCGAUCGGCAUGCCCUGUAACCUUACCUGGACAAUGCCCUUUUGCAAUUAAAUCUCAAGGGCCCGUCAAAUUAAAAAGGAUGCAUCAAUGUGAAAUGGCUUGCGCACAGGGUGGAUUUUUUUGUUUAGUUGUUCUUCAUCCUAAAGCUUUAGGUAUCCAUGGUGUAACCGAUGAACAACUUGAUGAUUUUUGCUAUGUUUGGAGAUGUAUUGGUUACAUUUUGGGUAUUGAAAAUGAGUUCAAUUUCUGCCGAGGAACAUUGGACGAAAUCAAACAACGUUCUGCAGACUUUUUAAACCUCUGGAUAAAAGCUAAUUUCCGUGAUAUUACACCAGAAUUUGAGCAUAUGAUGAGAUGUUUAACUGUUGGGUCAAGCUAUUAUCUUGCCGACGUUUCUUAUGAAGUUAGCCUGCUGUAUUUCACGGAACUAUUGAAUCUUGACAUGCCACGAUUACGUGCAGCACUGAGCUACAGCGAUUGGAUAAAACAUAAAUUUAUCAAAUUUUUAAUGUACUAUGGGAUGCAAGUACCGCAACUUAAACAGUUUUUGAAUGCCCAAAUAAAUAAUAAUAUCAAUGACGCAUUAAAAUUCACAAGUAAAAAGCAUGCAAAGUUACAAGAAAAAUCGUCAAAACUUUUAUCAUCUGUAACAUCUAAAAACAAUGAUAAUAUUUUCACAAUGAAAUAA
Microplitis demolitor is the source of this 1393-nucleotide messenger RNA. RefSeq lists its product as uncharacterized. The transcript has 5 exons. The coding region runs from base 71 to 1393 and encodes 440 amino acids. The record is from RefSeq and is a predicted model, not a curated record. Lineage: Eukaryota; Metazoa; Arthropoda; Insecta; Hymenoptera; Braconidae.